This is a messenger RNA of Phragmites australis (common reed), 1810 nucleotides long. RefSeq names its product E3 ubiquitin-protein ligase Os04g0590900-like. NCBI's taxonomy places the organism in Eukaryota, Viridiplantae, Streptophyta, Magnoliopsida, Poales, Poaceae. The transcript has a single exon. The coding region runs from base 229 to 1311 and encodes 360 amino acids. Gene Ontology annotation, biological process: protein ubiquitination. The record is from RefSeq and is a predicted model, not a curated record.
CGUCGUCGGCAGUCCAUGACUCCAUGCGCUCCAGCUCCACCCCUGCUGGUGCGAUUCGCCAAACCUUUUACCAAACCCAACAGCGACCAAUCCACUCCACGUCUCCACUCUCCACCCUCACCAGGCCACCACCACCACUGACGCCGCACCUCGCGCACGCGGCCAGGGCACCCCAGCCCCGAUGCGCGCCGCCGAGGCCACGCCGCCGCUGUGGGAUCCGAGGUAGCCAUGCACACGGUGAGCCCGCACGCGACCGUCACCGUCAACUGCACGGAGACCCCAUUCGACUGCCUCCCGCUCUGCCCCGGCGGCGCCAGAUGCUCCGACUACGCCUUGCCCCCGCCGCCCCCGAUCCCGGUGAUCCCCCGCGCGCCGGACGCCGACCGCCACGCGCCCGCGCGCCUCCUCCUCAUCGUCUCCCUGCUCUCCGUCUUCCUCUUCCUCUCGCUCGCCCUAUCCACGCUCCUCCUCUACCGCCGCCGCCGCCUCGUCCUGCGCCGCCGUCGCCGCGCGGCCGCAGCCGCCUCGGGAGGGGCGCUUCCCGGCGACGAUGAGUUCGGCGAUGGCGACGAGGAGGAGGGGGGCGGCAGGGGAAGGGUAGUGCACCACGUGUGGUACAUCCGCACGGUGGGGCUCGACGAGGCCACCAUCGCGUCCAUAGCCACCGUGGAGUACCGCGGUGGGGUGGGGCGGGGUGGGGACUGCGCGGUGUGCCUCGGCGAGUUCAGCGACGGGGAGCUGGUCCGACUCCUCCCGCGCUGCGCCCACCCGUUCCACGCGCCCUGCAUCGACACCUGGCUCCGCGCCCACGUCAACUGCCCGCUCUGCCGCUCCCCCGUUGCCGUUCCCGCCGAUCUCCCCGCCGCGGUCACGGAGGCUGAGGCAGAUGGCGCCCAACAGGAAGAGCGCGAAGUGGUUGAUGAAAUGUCGUUGUCGAAUUUGGAAUCGCAGGCAGAGGUUUCUGUGGACACCGAUGCCUCUUCAGACACUCAAAGUGAGGACACGGCAGCUGUAGCGGAUGAGAAUGGAAGGGUGACGCCCAUGGCAAUUCGGCGCUCGGCGUCCAUGGACUCGCCGUUGUUCCUCGUAGCUGUGCCUGAAGCUCAGGAUGAUGACGUGCAGUCUAAUUGCAAGUUGUCUAGUGGCCGAGAGAUGAGGUUCUUCAGGGUGGGGGAGAAGGAGGCAGCAGGGACAUCUUCAUCCUCUUGUCAGGCAGGCCGGUUUAAGAUUGGCAGGUCCAUGUCAAGCAGUGGUCUGGGAUUCUUCUUCUCACGGAAUGGCCGCUCCAGUGGCACCAUGCUGCGACUGUGAGUCGGCAUGAUUUUACUGUCAAGGGGGUGCAGCCUCAGCAAAGCCGGGAGCUGGUAGUGUGUCAGUGCCUGUUGAUAGAAAGUGUAAACUCGAGAGUUGAAGUAGCUCUCAAAGAAGAAAAUGUCCUUUGGGGUGUGUGAGUUGACAAGAGCAGUUGUUGGGAGAUAAUGAUUUCUUGAGUUGAUGCGCUGGUGUUAGCUUCCAAGUCCCAAGUUUCCUGUACCAUAGUUUCAAAACUUGGGUUGAGUGAAUUUUGGGGAAGAAGCUGAUGUUUGGCUUCUCCAUAUAUUUAUAUUAUGUAGCAAUUAUACAAGAAGGAAUGGACUAUCUGCCUACAUCAACGUCUAUUGGUCUCAAAAAGGAAUGGAGCUAAUGCACUAAAUCAAGAAUCUGUAGCUUGGGAGACCAAUACUUCCUGGUGGUAGGGUAUGAUAUUGUUAUUUGUCAUCUUUGUAUGGAUAGCAUUGAUCACAUAUUGAAUGCAAACUUAAACUAGUAA